Spizellomyces punctatus DAOM BR117 is the source of this 974-nucleotide messenger RNA. RefSeq lists its product as uncharacterized. Gene Ontology annotation, cellular component: cytosol. The transcript is spliced from 6 exons. Bases 112 to 867 code for a protein of 251 amino acids. The record is from RefSeq and is a predicted model, not a curated record. Lineage: Eukaryota; Fungi; Chytridiomycota; Chytridiomycetes; Spizellomycetales; Spizellomycetaceae. Gene Ontology annotation, molecular function: electron transfer activity.
CAUUUCUAUGACAACAGUGGGAGUCAGCCAUCGCCAUCUCGCAUUUCCGGCGUCACCCGGCCGACUGUUGCAGAUUCACAGUGUCCUCAAUUUAUUACGAGCCCUAUCAGAAUGUCUCUCAACCGAGUUCUUGUUCCUGUGAAGCGUGUGGUGGACUACGCUGUCAAGAUUCGCGUGGCAGGUGGAAAGGUUGACACCAAUGUCAAGCACUCUAUGAACCCGUUCGAUGAGAUUGCGAUCGAAGAGGCUGUUCGCUUGAAGGAGAAGAAGCUGGCAAAAGAAGUCAUUGCCUUGACAGUUGGUCCCAGCAAGUCGAAUGAGACGCUACGGACGGCUUUGGCGAUGGGUGCUGAUCGAGGUGUUCAUAUUGAGGUUCCGGAGGGGAGCGAGGUGUUACCUUUGCAGGUGGCCAAAUUGAUCAAGGCUGUAGCAGAGAAGGAGAAGCCAGAGCUUUUGUUGCUGGGCAAACAAGCCAUUGACGACGAUAGCAGUCAGACAGGGCAGAUGCUUGCAGGAUUAUUGGGAUGGCCUCAGGCCACGUUUGCUUCCAAAGUCGAAGUUGCUGGGGACAAGCUGACGGUAACACGAGAGGUAGACGGUGGUUUGGAGACAAUCGCCUCAAAGUUGCCAGCUGUGGUCACAACCGAUCUUCGAUUGAAUGAACCCCGCUAUGCCACCUUGCCAAACAUUAUGAAAGCCAAGAAAAAGAAGGUGGAAAAGCUGACACCGAAAGAUUUGGGAGUCGAUGUAACACCUACUAUUGAGACUGUGAAAGUAAUCGAGCCACCCAAGCGAGCGGGCGGAAUCAAGGUUGAGAGUGUAGAUGAGCUGCUUUCAAAGCUCAAGAACGAGGCGCGUGUGUUGUAAUCAUCCGCCAUUUGAGAAAUAGAUGCGAUUACAAUACCUGGGAACAUAUGUCAUUCAUGAAUCUUUGUUGAGGUCUUAAUAGAUGUUGAGGUUUCCAUUUCCCCAUA